This is a messenger RNA of Camellia sinensis, 1759 nucleotides long. Lineage: Eukaryota; Viridiplantae; Streptophyta; Magnoliopsida; Ericales; Theaceae. The record is from RefSeq and is a predicted model, not a curated record.
GUGGGUCCAAGCAUUAAUCGGGGCCAUAUAUCAUCCAUGAGCCUUUCUUGGAAUUUGUUAAGUCAUCUGUUAGUUAGCAUGGGCAAUAGUAACUGCCUCAAAGCAUCCCUAACAGUUUCACUUUGUUUCCAUACCAAAACAAAAUUAUCCCUCUUUCCAUUGCCUCUCUCAAAGCUCAGAAUCUCUUCUUUUUCUUCAUUCAUAACUACCAAAACUACAAACCCAAAUGGCAAUCACACUUCAAAGGAACAAACUCUCCUCUCUCUCUUCAAACAAUGUUCCACCAUCAAACAUGUCAAACAAAUUCAUGCCCACCUUGUCCACACAGGCCUUGAUCAAAACCUCUAUCUUGUUGGCAAGAUCAUUGUGUUUUGCGCCGUUUCGGACCACGGUUCAAUGGAUUAUGCAGUUUCAGUCUUUGAAAAUACUGAAAACCCAGAUGGGUUUCUUUGGAACACAAUGAUUAGAGGGUUUGGAAGGACAAAUCAAGUGUAUAAAGUUUUUGAUUGCUUCAAGAAAAUGCAAGAAAAGGGAGAGAAAGCAGACAAUUUCACACUCUCUUUCUUGCUUAAAGUUAGUGGACAGUUAGGAUCAGUUGUGUUGGGAAAGCAAAUGCAUUGUUGUACUCUCAAACAUGGCCUUGAAACCCAUGUGUUUGUGAGGAACACUCUCAUUCACUUGUAUGGCAUGUUGGGGAUCACUGAAAUUGCCCACCAACUGUUUGAUGAAAUACCCAAACCAGAACUUGUAGCUUGGAACACCAUAAUUGAUUGCCAUGUCCAUUGUGGAAACCAUAGAAAAGCACUUGAGUUGUUUUCGAGGAUGUUGAGAAGCAGCGUAGAACCAGACGAGGCCACAUUGGUUGUGACCCUCGCAGCUUGCUCUGCCUCAGGUGCGUUGGAGUUUGGGAGGUGGGUACAUUCAUUUAUUUGCCGCACUACCCUUGUUGAUAUUGUUUCGGUCUCUAAUGCCCUGAUUGACAUGUAUGCCAAGUGUGGAGAAGUUAAAGAAGCAUAUGAUAUUUUCAAUAACAUGAUUAAGAGGAACAUAGUAUCAUGGAAUUCGAUGAUUCUAGGGUUAGCAAUUCACGGUCAUGUAGAUGAAGCAUUGGUACUGUUCUCAAAAAUGUUAGAAGAGAAGCUUGAGAGACCAAAUGAUGUUACUUUCUUAGGAGUUUUAUGUGCUUGUGGCCAUGGAGGAAUGGUUGAAGAGGGAAGAAGGUACUUCGAUAGUAUGCAAAAAGACUACCAUAUCCAACCAACAAUAAAGCAUUAUGGAUGCAUGGUGGAUGUUUUGGGCCGAGCAGGGUUAGUUGAGGAGGCUUAUCAGUUGAUAAGGGACAUGCCGAUGGAAUGCAAUGCCAUUGUUUGGAGGACUUUGUUGGCUGCUUGUCGGUUGCAUGGUAACGUUGAACUAGGGGAGCAGGUGAGGAGGCAUCUUUUGGAUUUGGAACCGGAUCAUAGUAGUGAUUAUGUUCUUCUAGCAAACAUGUAUGCAAGUGCGGGUCAAUGGGAUGACACGGCUAGAGUAAGAAAAUCAAUGAGGGAGAGGGGAGUUCAGAAACCUCAGCCCGGUAAUAGCCUCUUUGGCAUUCAUCCAAGGUUGCCGGAGCCAACCAAUGCUUUGGCAGAGAUUGGAGAGAUAAGAACUGCAUAUACAGCUUAAUUUUGUAUAAACUUCUUAUUCACAUGAUGUAUAUUCAGAUGAUUGAAUUUUAUCCACACUGGAUCGAAAAAUCAAAGUACAAUGAUUUCUGAUA